Molecule: messenger RNA, 750 nt
Organism: Dentiscutata erythropus
Lineage: Eukaryota; Fungi; Glomeromycota; Glomeromycetes; Diversisporales; Gigasporaceae
Source: the annotation of a GenBank genome assembly
ACACGAUAUGGGCAUGUUGUCAAAGUUAUUCAUGGAUUUAAUGUUACCAGUUCACAUUUUAAUUUUAGAGGUGAUUUCGCAGAAGAUAAAAAAUAUUGGGAAAUGACAAUUUCAAAGUGCUCAAGUUUGAACAAUGAUUUAUGCGAUACACAGAACAAAAUUUAUGGUAAAAUUUUAGUUGACGCAAGUGGUCGCCGUUGUUGCAUUAGAAAAUAUAUCCCAUCUCUAAGACGUCAAUCAUUUGAUAAAUUAUUAGCUUUCGCCUGCCUAUUUGAAUCUGCUUAUUUAAAUGGUUUGAAGGACAAUGAUCAUCACACUCUGAUAGAAUCUUGCAGCUAUGGCUGGUUUCAAACAAGUCGACUUCCUAACAAUCAACGUAUUAUUGUUUUUUUCACUGAUGACGAUUUAGUCAAACAAUUUCCUCAAAAAAUAAGGAUUGUUGAUGAAUUUGUUGAUUUCUUGAGAGAGAACUCAUCUAACAUUAAUGAAAUUUUAAAAGAGUUUGACUAUAAACCAAUUAAAAGUAGGGUUAUGUGUAUGGCUGCGAAUUCUGAAGUACUUUCAGAAUUUGCAUCAAUCAAAAUCCAGUGGAUUGCAGUUGGUGAUAGUGCAAUCUCAUUUGAUCCACUUUCAUCUCAAGGAAUCCUAACUGCUUUGUAUAACUCAAAAUUUGGAUUAAAAGUUAAGAGCAACGAAAAUACUGAUGAUAAUAUUCAACCAUUUGACAUUUACACACAUAAACUCUCCCAA